CUCGGCCAGCUGCACCCUCGUCGUCAUCGCCACCACCUUGUCGGCCCACGCUUUUUGAUUGACUUUUUCGUCUUCUUGCUCCUGUACGUUCAUGCUGUCCUCUUGAUCCCCAUACGCACGUGCCCGUCUCAGAUCUUUCCCCGCGGUACCUUUUGCCUUCGUUGUACUCUGUAUACUCAUAUCGUAAGCCCCCGCUCCCUUGCUUGUGCCUUUUUUGGCCGCAUGUACUUUGACUCGCCAUUCGAGUGCCGCCUUGGUGGAAGCUUCUAGUUCUAGUUCUCUAGCGCCUGCAACAAAGUCUUGUGGAGGGCCUUCGUCCACGUGGACAGCUUCCGUCGACUAGAACCUUUCGCACCAGUCCGGAAAUCUCACCCAUCCAUCAAACGGGAAAGCCUCUUUGGCCACUGUUCCACUUGUAGUACGCGCGACUCGUCGGAUAUGACUAUACGCAUUGGUGUCCGUGGAGCUUUCGGGCAGUCCACUAUCAAUCUGGCCGACGAGGCCACCGUGGCCGACCUGACUUCCAAAAUCCGUGAACUAUCUUCAUUAUCAGCUUUCACGCUGAAAGCAGGUUUUCCGCCGAAGCUUCUGGAUCUUGACAAGUUCGAUUCAUCCGUGAAACUCUCGGACACCGGCUUCAAUCUGAACGGCGAACGCGUUCAAGUCGAGGAGCGAAACAAAGAGCAAAAGACAAGCCCAUCAGUCCACGGAUAUACUAGUGCAUCCGCACCACCAACUUCUGUUGCGCGAAACUCUGAUGAACGAACAUCUGCUGCUAAGCUGGUGUCGCAGCCAGAACAGCCUCUCCCGUUGAAGAAAAAACCUAACAAAUUUGAAGAGGACCCGCCUGCUGUGGAGCUAUCCGAUGGCUCCUACCUCGUCCACCGUGUUAUGCCAGACGAUAACUCGUGUCUUUUUCGCGCGCUGGGCAAAUGCCUGCUCGGAAGCGAUGUGGAUGGUAUGGUCGAGCUGCGCUCCAUGGUUGCGCAGGGCGUCCAGGCAGACACGGACCGCUUCAAUGCGAUCGUACUUGAGAAGGAGCCGGACGACUACUGCCGAUGGAUUCAGAAUCCGAACUCGUGGGGCGGUGCAACGGAGAUCAUAAUUAUCGCCGAAACUUUCGGCAUUGAAGUGUGCGCCGUCAAUCUCGAAGAUUGUUCAAUUCAACGUUUCAACGAGGGUCAGGCUCAACGUGUGUUCCUUGUAUAUUCGGGCAUACAUUGGGAUGCGCUUGCCGCCAAUGCAAUGGGCAAGUGGGGACCACCAGAGAUCGAUGUGACACAGUUUGACGCACUCGAUAUUGAGAUUGAGCAAAAGGCUAUCGAAAUUGGCCGGCGGCUCAGUGAGGCAGGCUACUACACCAAUACUACGAGUUUCGCAAUCAAGUGCAAUAUAUGCGGCUGGGUUGGCAAGGGAGAGAAGGGUGCCAUUGCGCAUGCAAACAGCACCGGGCACCAAGACUUUGGAGAGGCGUAAUCCUUUUGCUGUCGCCUUGGACUCCCCAUUUGCCUGUAGUUUCUUGUCUUUUUAGGUUGACGAAGCGUACAUGUGCAUGUUCAACUGCAUGAAAUAUGUCAGAGCUGACGAGGGGGAAUGAGCAGGAUCGACGACCUCGUGAGAAUAUUGGAAGACGACCGCGCAUUUCUACAAACAUCAUGAUACCCUCAUAGACGCAUAGUUCUGGUGUAGUCUUCAACUGAAGUACAGAUAGUUCUGCACAUGUUUUUUUGUGCCAUGGCACCUUCUGAAUCAUCUCUCUUCAGGAUUUCGCGACAAAUUACGAGAAAAAUUUUAGACAUGAUGUGCCAAUGUAGCCAAACAAAG
Messenger RNA from Verruconis gallopava, 1824 nucleotides. RefSeq lists its product as uncharacterized. Gene Ontology annotation, cellular component: nucleus; cytosol. Gene Ontology annotation, molecular function: cysteine-type deubiquitinase activity. Lineage: Eukaryota; Fungi; Ascomycota; Dothideomycetes; Venturiales; Sympoventuriaceae. The coding region runs from base 439 to 1476 and encodes 345 amino acids. The transcript has a single exon. The record is from RefSeq and is a predicted model, not a curated record. Gene Ontology annotation, biological process: protein deubiquitination; endoplasmic reticulum unfolded protein response.